Candidozyma auris is the source of this 3918-nucleotide messenger RNA. RefSeq names its product DNA-directed RNA polymerase (gene RPO41). The transcript has a single exon. Gene Ontology annotation, molecular function: mitochondrial promoter sequence-specific DNA binding; DNA-directed RNA polymerase activity. Gene Ontology annotation, biological process: mitochondrial transcription. The record is from RefSeq and is a predicted model, not a curated record. Lineage: Eukaryota; Fungi; Ascomycota; Pichiomycetes; Serinales; Metschnikowiaceae. The coding region runs from base 1 to 3918 and encodes 1305 amino acids. Gene Ontology annotation, cellular component: mitochondrial DNA-directed RNA polymerase complex.
AUGCUUAGAACCGCUAAAUCCUCAUCUCUGAGGACAGGCUUUCUAAAUCUCCGCUUUCGACCAUACUUAAGGUGUGUCACUACUUCCACCAGAGAACACCCAGAGCCAGCGCUAUUUAAAGCAAAUUAUGCAUACCCUUCCAUAGUUGAAGACCUAAAAAAGAACGCACAGUUGCAUACUCAAAAGACGAGGCAAGUAUCGCUCACACAGAAACCUUUUAACGAAAUUUCUCCAGAGUCCGUCGCUGAUCUCCCGGAAGAACAGAAAAAAGAAGUAGCUUGGUCUUCAAGUUACGACCCAGUGACGAGGUCACCUUUUGUGAAAGACGUUGUGCACCUUCAGUCUUUGUUAGAUGCUCUUCUAGCUUCCAAGAACUUCGAUAGAGCAGAUAACAUCCUCAAGGCUAUAUAUCCCUUGCUUGAUCAGGCAAAGGGAUUUGCUCAGCUUUUGAACAAGUACUUAGAAGCUUACGCUGCGGAAGAUUCCACUACCAUCGAGGACCUAGAGCUGUACGUGGAAAAGUCUCUGGUACAGUUCAACUUCCAACCUAACGAUAGAACAUACGCUUUACUUCUAGGAAAAAGUCUCUCAAACCCUGAAAAGUUUGAAAAAUGGCUUAAUCGUGCUAAAAAAUCUCGCCAUUUAUUCCGCAACAUGCUAAACAACGUGGAUGUCAUCACUAUCGAAGGUCUAACCAAGAUCUUCAGGGAUCCCACUUUGAAGCCUCUGUACGUCCCACAGGAUUUAAUUGCCGUUUACAACGAGGUGAGGAGUCCAGGCGAAUCCAAUGCCAAAUCAACUGACGACACCCCAGAAUACUUCUCGAGUGAUUCCGUCGAUGCACCAAUCUUAGAGAAGGAAGAUGCCAUUACACUUCGUUCUGUAGAUUCAUUUGGUAUGAAGGUCAUUAGACACACGCUUUUGGGUCUUAAAUCGGAAACCAAGCUUGAUCUUGAGCUGUUAUUCAAGGACCUUGAUGGGUCUAUUGACUCACAUCUUCUUCAUAAUGUUACCGACUCCAAAAGAAACUGUCAUGAGAUUUUCAAGAAGCUUAAGUCUCCUGAAGACAAGGCUAGAUUCAACAAAAUUCUCGAAAUAUUCAACGAAAGACGUCAAAAGGAUUUGGAAGCUCGAGGAAUCGAGGGAGCCCGUGCAAAGUGGAACCAUGAAUUUAAUACCCUUCAACAACGUGGCGAAAUUUCCAUGAACAAGAACUUGAAUGUUCAAUUGUACAAGUGGUAUAGUGACAUGCUUCCAUUAGUCGAGGAAGAACACCAGUUGUGCAAGCAACUACUCAAUAACGAGAUCAAUAUGUCUGAGCUUUCCCAAGAGGAGAAAAAACAAAUGAAGGACAGGUCAUUUUAUGCUCCAUACUUUGUACUUGUGCCACCAAAGACUCUCUGUGUUAUUGUCAUCUUUGAAUUGUUGAAGCUCAACAGCACAGGUGGUAUUGUGGAUGGUAUGCGUGCAGCUAGGGCAAUUAUUUCUGUCGGUCGUGCUGUCGAGCUUGAAUACAAGUGUCAGAGCCUCAUGAGAGCGGACAAGAAAUAUGCUAGCAAGAAACUCAUGAACCUGACUCAAUGGAGGAAAGUGGUCAAGAGCAGAAAAUCAAUCGAGGCAGCUUCAGUGCAAACUGAUUGGACAUAUACUUUGUAUGCUAAGUUGGGCUCAGUUCUCACUACUCUUUUGCUUCAUGUUGCAAAAGUACAAGUCAGUGGGACUGAUCCCACCACCGGUAAGACUGUCAAGGGUCUUCAGCCUGCAUUCCAUCACACCUAUCAAUUUAUGCUGGGUCAAAGAAUCGGUGUUAUCAAGUUGCACAAAAACCUCGUUAAACAACUCGGAGGAAAUGCAUUCGUGAACCUGGUGCAGCCAUCAUUCCUUCCAAUGUUGGUUCCUCCAAGACCGUGGACUGCUCACAACCUGGGCGGCUACUUGUUCACCCCUUCUAACGUUGUGAGAAUCAAGGAUUCCGCGGAAACCAUCGCAUAUGUGAAAGCUGCUUCGGACGCUCACAACUUGGAUGAAGUUUACAAAGGUUUAAAUAUUUUGGGAGAGACCGCCUGGACGGUCAACUCUAAGGUCCUCGAUGUAAUCUCCCGGUGCUGGAACACAGGUGAACAAUUUUUGGAUAUACCUCCUGUUGCCGAGGAACCCAAAUUGCCUCCCCCACUUCCUUCCAAUGCUGAGCCUUCGCAGAAAAGCGAAUACAUCAAGCAAGUCAAACAAAUCUUAAAUGAAGCGGCAGGUCACAGGUCUCAGAGGUGUGACAUAAAUUACAAGUUAGAAAUCGCCAGGGCAUUUGUUGGAGAAAAGAUGUUUUUCCCUCAUAGCGUCGACUUCAGAGGUAGGGCCUACCCAAUCUCUCCCCAUUUCAACCAUUUGGGAAGUGAUUUGACCAGAUCUCUUUUCCUAUUCUGGGACGGUAAGGAGCUUGGAGAGCGUGGUCUUAGAUGGUUAAAAAUUCAUCUCGCUAACGUUUAUGGUAAAGACAAAGCUCCUUUGGAUGAGCGCGUGAAGUUUGUCGAAGAAAACAUGGACAAGGUAUUUCAAACAGCUCGUGACCCAUUAGGAGAAGAUCGCUGGUGGAUAAAAGGUGACAAACCUUGGCAAGUACUCAGCGUGUGCUUCGAGUUAAACGAAGCCUAUAAGCUUGAAGAUCCAACCAAAUAUGUGUCUUACAUUCCUGUGCAUCAGGAUGGCACAUGUAAUGGUUUGCAGCAUUAUGCAGCUUUAGGUGGUGAUGUUGAAGGUGCCCGUCAGGUCAACUUACUUCCAGCCGAUAGACCUCAGGAUGUCUAUCUGCAUGUUGCUGGUCUCGUCGAGAAGAGACUCGAUGCUGAAGCUGAGGCAGGUGACGAACUAGCUCAAUUUUUGAGAGGCAAGAUCACCAGAAAGGUCGUGAAGCAAACAGUGAUGACGAAUGUUUAUGGUGUUACCUACGUUGGUGCAGUGGCACAAAUUGAAAAGCAAAUUGCUUCUUUGUUCAAGGGUGAGCCAUCUGACAAACUUUCUAUCUACUCGAGAUACUUGACAACUCAUGUGUUUGCCUCUGUAAGAGAGUUAUUCGAAGGUGCACAUUUGAUUCAAGACUGGUUGGGAGAGGCUGCCAAACGGAUUUCGAAGUCUGUGAGAAUCGACUAUGAGGAAACUGCAGCUACGAAUUCUAACAAGCCAAACCAUUUGUCUUCCGUCAUAUGGACCACUCCACUUGGGUUACCUUGUGUUCAACCAUACAGGGCCAACAGACAGCAGACCAUCACAACCAGUUUGCAAGAUGUUUCCAUUUCUGAUCCAUUUGGUGCCUCUCAGGUCGAUGCCAGGAAGCAACAGGCUGCAUUUCCACCAAACUUUGUGCAUUCCUUAGAUGCCACUCAUAUGUUGAUGACUGCGAAAGCAUGCGGUGAGGAUGGUCUUUCGUUUGCAUCCGUUCAUGAUUCGUACUGGACGCACGCCAGUGAUGUUGAUCAAAUGAACAAGCACAUCAGAGAGCAAUUUGUCAAAUUACACCAAGAAGACUCCAUCCAAAAAUUGAAAGACGAAUUUGAAAGACGCUACAAGGGAUUCCUUCAGGUGAUGUCUAUCCCUGGUGAUCAUGAAGUUGCAAUAAAGGUAAAGGAAGUCAGAAAGAAGAUUGUCAAGGACCUUGGGAGAGCCCUCACUGUUGCGGACGAAGUCUACCUUGAAAAGAGAAGACAGGAGCUACUCGAAUCAUCAGAUCCCAAGGAUAUUGAGACUGCGAAGACCAUCACGACGACCGUCAGUGUCACUGAGGGGUAUGACAUGAAUGCCAUCUCAGUUCCUGCUUCACAAUCGAACUCCGUGCAAAUUCUUGCUCCACUCACUUUUCCCGAAAUUCCAUCCAAGGGUGAUCUUGAUGUAAGCCUAGUAAAGGAGUCACAAUACUUCUUUUCAUGA